Messenger RNA from Pochonia chlamydosporia 170, 747 nucleotides. RefSeq names its product endonuclease/exonuclease/phosphatase. Bases 1 to 747 code for a protein of 248 amino acids. The record is from RefSeq and is a predicted model, not a curated record. Gene Ontology annotation, molecular function: nucleic acid binding. The transcript has 3 exons. Lineage: Eukaryota; Fungi; Ascomycota; Sordariomycetes; Hypocreales; Clavicipitaceae.
AUGGCAAAGACCAACACGGAACGCUUGGAGACAAUCCACGAGUAUACUAUACCACCUUGGAGUGAUCGCAUACCCGUAGUGGGCGAGCAUUAUGACUAUGUGGAAACAGACCAGGCACCAAACGACGUGGAAGGUAUCAUCAUCGCCACUGCCUCCUCGCAAAAAGGUGACACAGUGGGAAUGGGAGGUGUUGUGCGUGACACAACGAUCAAUAGUGCUGGCGAGGUGCUGGCUAGCUACUCCGUCACCAUUGGAACACGGGAUGAGCAGAAUCCGUACACGGCGGAACUGGCAGCUAUUGCGAUGGGCUCCAUGACUGUCAUGACAAGCAACCGAUCGGCACUACAAGUUAUCCGACGACCACGGCAACAAUCCGGCCAGUGCACUAUACGCCAGAUAUACGAACGUACCCAGUAUCUUCAAAGGAGAGGCUGCUCUGUUUCACUCAUGUGGGUGCCGGCGGAGAACGAAGAUUUUACACUAAAAGCGCUCGCCAAGGCAGCAGCGAAGAGAGCGGCAAUGUGUGGUGAGACACCAGAUGAACGACCAUACCAAGCUAGGUCGACAAAGCUACGACUGGCCAAAGUGGCCCAACAGCAACUAGGAGAGCUCCCGGAGGGAGUGGCCUCGACAUUGGCGGACCGUGCUUCAGCUGCUGAGGAUAGGACGCUGAACACUUGGGGAACUGGCCUUCAAGCAGGCCUGUCAAGGAUCAUACAAGCGAUGAGGCGGAACCAAGCUGUGUAA